ACAGUGAGCUGCCAAAGAGGAAGUGCAGCUUGUUUUCUUUCAUUUUCUUGAUUCCUAUGCUGUAGGAAGAUGAAAGGAGAAGGAGGAGGAGGCAACAGCGGCAGCCAAACUUAAUAAAUAAUUCUGACGAUUCCUGAUAUCAAAUGGAGGCCCCUGAGUGGGACCCACUGAAAAAUGACACCCUUCCGCCGACCCUGACGCCAGCUGUCCCUCCGUAUGUGAAGUUGGGGCUGACCAUUGUAUAUACUGUUUUUUAUUCACUGCUUUUUGUGUUCAUCUAUGUCCAGCUCUGGCUGGUCCUUCACUACAGGCACAAGAGGUUCAGUUACCAAACUGUCUUUCUGUUUCUGUGCUUGUUUUGGGCCUCUCUUAGGACUGUGCUCUUUUCAUUUUACUUCAAAGACUUUGUCACAGCAAAUUCUCUCAGCCCCUUCAUCUUCUGGCUUCUCUAUUGCUUCCCAGUUUGCCUCCAGUUUUUCACCCUGACCCUGAUGAAUCUUUACUUCACACAGGUGAUUUUCAAAGCUAAGUCAAAAUAUUCCCCAGAACUACUGAAAUACAGGUUGCCCCUCUACCUGGCUUCUCUUUUCAUAAGUCUCCUCUUCCUCUUGGUGAAUUUAACAUGUGCAGUAUUGGUGAGGACACAGAAUUCAGAGAGAAAAGUCAUUGUCUCUGUCCGGGUGGCAAUUAAUGACACGUUGUUUGUGCUGUGCGCUGUUUCACUCUCCAUCUGCCUGUAUAAGAUUUCCAAGAUGUCUUUAGCCAACAUUUACUUGGAGUCCAAGGGCUCAUCAGUCUGUCAGGUGACAAGCAUAGGAGUGACUGUUAUACUACUUUAUACCUCACGAGCCUGUUACAACUUGUUCAUCUUAUCGUUUUCCCAGACCAAGAAAGUCAAUUCUUUUGAUUAUGAUUGGUACAACGUAUCAGAUCAGGCAAAUCUGAAAUGUCAGCUGGGAGACGCAGGUUACAUAGUGUUUGGAGUGAUCCUUUUCAUCUGGGAGCUCUUGCCUACUUCCUUGGUUGUGUAUUUCUUCCGUGUCCGAAACCCUACAAAAGAUCUAGCCAACGCAGGAAUGGUCCCAAGCCAUGGCUUCAGUCCCAGGUCUUAUUUCUUUGACAACCCGCGCAGAUACGACAGCGAUGACGAUCUAGCAUGGAAUAUUGCACCACAGGGGGCACAGGGCAGUUUCUCUCCAGACUACUACGACUGGGGCCACCAGCACAGCAGCUUCAUGGCUUACAUAGGAUCCCUCCAACAAGAUCCAGCACUGGACACAGACCGGCCAAGCCCGUUAUAACUUCAAUCAACUGCAGCACUCUAGGACAUUCCAAUAUUAAACCAGAUAUUCUGAAAAACAAAGCUUAGCAAUUUUUCUUCACCUUUUGGUUUUUAGAAGUGCUCCUAUGCACAGAUAAAUGAAGAACUUGUCUUUGCCACGAGCUUUUCAUAGUUCAAGAAGUAUAAGCUAAUGAUUUAAACUUUGAAGACUGUCCCAAUUAAUACCUUGUUCUAAGCCACGGCAUUUUUGGCUUUGAAUGGAGUUGUUAGAGGGUGUAAUUUAAUCACUUUAUGCUCAUUUUAAAAGAGCAAAUUUCAUGAAGUGAAAUGGCAUAAUUAUUUUCUAAGUAUUUUAUUUUUACACUGUCUUAGGUUAGAAAUACAUGAUUACGUUGAAUAUACUGUAAACGCAUGAAUGGGUUGUUCAGCCGCAUGACAGUAGCAAUUCUUACAUGCACAUAAAAGCCUGUAAGGGAAAUAUAUCAACCCGAUUAAAUAAUGUCUUUUUCAAGUUA
Messenger RNA from Falco peregrinus (peregrine falcon), 1797 nucleotides. It is a transcript of the gene GPR137B, whose product is annotated as G protein-coupled receptor 137B. NCBI's taxonomy places the organism in Eukaryota, Metazoa, Chordata, Aves, Falconiformes, Falconidae. The coding region runs from base 144 to 1301 and encodes 385 amino acids. Gene Ontology annotation, cellular component: lysosomal membrane. The transcript is spliced from 7 exons. The record is from RefSeq and is a predicted model, not a curated record. Gene Ontology annotation, biological process: regulation of autophagy; positive regulation of TORC1 signaling; negative regulation of bone resorption.